ACAAAACACAGCAUCACAUGAGCAAUGGACUAAUGACACAAAUACCAAAAGAUAGUUUUCCUUCAAGUACAUCCUCGGCAGCUCUUGCUUUCCUAGUUUUUUUAUUCUACUUUUAUAUACUAUGGAUAUGUGUUCUUAGGCAGAAAAAUCAUUGCUGUGUGUGUGUCCUCAGACAUGUACCUUACAAGUGUGACAUGUUGGACCAAUCAAACGAUGCCUAUCUGCACUCCAAACCCGGGAAGGACCGCAGCCCCUUCACCAUCCUGGCCUCCACCCGCUUCGUACGCAACCGCUUCCUCAACUCCCUGACCCUCCCCAGCAAGAAGUUGCACCCCCACCGAGCCCAAACUGGGGGGGCUGAGAAGGAACAGGACGGUCACAGAGCCCUCUAUCUACUCCUCGUCGCAGGGAGAUGUGUUUACAUCUGUAUUCAAUGGGAGAGGCUUACCCAAGAGUCCCACAGUCAGCCUGGAAACCUCCUUUGUGGUGAUCAGCGGCUCGGUGGAGGGGUCAGAGGAGCAGCUGGCAGAGAGGAGGCUAGACCAGGCUGGUGGAGGAGGUACUGAGCUGGGGGGUCCUGGAGAGCCUCCCUCCAGGGAUCAGAGUAGCCGGGAACGUCUAGCGGCAGGAGAUGGUGGUUCCUCUUCCUCUGAAGGGGGAGGGACUCAUUUUAAAAGCCGCAGUCAGAGCUUCAACACGGACACCACCACAGUGGCAUCAACUCCAUGAGCUCCAGCCCCUCCUGUGAGACCACUGGAAACCCUGAGCCCGAACCAGACUCCUCGGACUGCGUCAGCCUUUACACAGUGGUCUCGGCCAAGACCGUGAAAACGCUGUACUCCCUCAGCCCAACCCAGGCCCAGACUAACCACCUGCCCCUUUCCAAGUCUCCCUGUUCCCCGCUGGCUACUCACAUACCCUCCCCCGUAGAGCCCAGAGUCUCAAGUCUCCCUCCAUGGCGGCUAUUAAUAGCCUGGCGGACUGCAGUUUCAUGUACACCAGCCCGCGGGAUGCACUAGGCUAUGCUACUCUGAAGAAGCUGCAGCAGCAGAGGAUCCACCCGUCUCUGUCUCAUAGCAAGGUGUUAGCGUUGCCUGCUAAAGACGUACUGUUCACUGACGCUAUCACUAUGAAGACUGGUAGUCUGGACUCGAGGCUGAUGGUGCGCAGGAUAAAGGAGAAGUUUCCCUAUGCGUUUGAUGAUAUCUGUUUGUACUCUGAGGUGUCUCACUUCUGGCCCACUAUGUUCCGCCUGCCAUCUCGACGCUUCAUACAAGAACUCUUUCAGGAUGUACACUUCAUACCAAUGUACAAGGAAGCAGAAGCGAUCCUGUCGAUGCCACCAAAGCCUGUCGGAGUGGAUAUAGACCGUCCCACGGAAUCCUGAUCAUUGUCCCCAUCCUCUUCCCCCUCUCCCUGUUUAGACGACCCCCCCUCCCUCCAACCUUCACAUAGAGAUAACGAGAGCAAUGGGGUGGGAGAAUAGAGGGAGCAGCAGGUAGCCUGGUGGUUAGAGCGUUGGGACUAUUAACCGGAAGGUUGCUAGUUUG
Oncorhynchus keta (chum salmon) is the source of this 1550-nucleotide messenger RNA. RefSeq names its product rapamycin-insensitive companion of mTOR-like. Bases 956 to 1387 code for a protein of 143 amino acids. The record is from RefSeq and is a predicted model, not a curated record. The transcript is spliced from 3 exons. NCBI's taxonomy places the organism in Eukaryota, Metazoa, Chordata, Actinopteri, Salmoniformes, Salmonidae.